Hansenula anomala is the source of this 2136-nucleotide messenger RNA. RefSeq lists its product as uncharacterized. The record is from RefSeq and is a predicted model, not a curated record. NCBI's taxonomy places the organism in Eukaryota, Fungi, Ascomycota, Saccharomycetes, Phaffomycetales, Wickerhamomycetaceae. The coding region runs from base 1 to 2097 and encodes 698 amino acids. The transcript has 2 exons.
AUGGGCAGAAUUUUACAUUCUUUGGGUCUCGUUGAGAUUAUAGUGCUGAGAGAAAUGUCGUUGAAUAAGGGAAAGUCCUAUUUGGCAGAGUUUUGGCCCUACAGCACUGCAGAAGCGAAGGAGCAUUAUGCCAUCUCUCGUAAAGAUGCUACAAAGUCUAAACGUCCAAGUCAAUCAGAUGCUACAUUUGAUGAGUUUGCUGGUGUUUUCAAAAAUCAGCUCUUGGAGUUUUACACAAGCAAACAACGAAAAUUGAACCUGAAUGUCCACGAUUUAUACAAAUAUGUUUUUCAAGACUAUUCAAGAGUUUUCAAAUUGUUAGAUAAUGGAACUAUCCUUUUGUUGGCACAUUGUGAGUUGAAAAACUUAUCACCAAAAGAUACACCUUAUAUACUUGGGAUCUUUGAAUGCCUUUUGAAUGAAACAACUAAACAAAAGCACUUUGAUGAUACGCACUCAAAAGAUCAAAUUCCAUCUCAAGAUGAUUACUUACUGGUGAUGAAACCAAUCGGUAUACUAUUGAUCAAUCAUCUCAAAUACAAUAAACUAUCCACUGAUAAGCUUGAAUCCGUUGCUACUUUUACAUGCAAAGUGAUUCAACAUUGUUUAUCUACAACUGCUCUAUUGGACGCAUGGUUUGAUGUGGCUUUGAAGGAACCAGAUGUGGUAUAUCUACUAUUCAAGAAUAGACUUCCAGCCAAUUGCUUUCCCCCUUAUGAAAUAGCUAAAGAUUUUUUGUUUAUGGGCGAUUUGUUAUUUCAAAUAUCAAAAGAGGCACUUUUAUCCAUUGUUUUAGCAUCUGGUUUCAAUAAAAACUUGGAAAAUUGGAUCUUGAUGAGUGAAUUCCCCGGAUUGGUUAUUACCGGGUUGUUGUCGAAUUUCAACCAGAUCUGUUAUAAUGAGAUUUUACUAAGCAAUUACAAAAACGAUUUUGAUGAAAUCUUACUGGAGAAUGAAAACUUUAAAGAAUUUAACGAGUAUAUCAAAUUCAUUAUGGAUAUAUUGUCUUACUCAACUCAUGAUUCAGUUAAAAUAGUCUUUUUGAAUUGUUUUCAAUCAAGAUUUAUUAACCCAGUUUUAGAGUACUACUCUUUAAAUGAUACUUAUCAUGUCAACAUUAUCUUUUUGCUUUCACAUACAAUCAACCAGCUCAUUAGCAUCCCAGAAUUUUCAAGAUCAUGUCCAAUAACCCAAUUUAUUGUGGAGGAAUUGAUCGAGAAAUGCAUUGACACUUCAACCCCAAAUAAGACUUCAUUAAUUGACAUUUUUAAAGAUGCAUUGUUACAACCGACUGAAAAUACCAUAUUGACUAUAUCAUCGUUCAACUUGCUAAGCUCCUUUUGUAAAGCAAGGCAGGUCUCUUUGGUACUGAAGCUUUUUGGAUUUGAGCCUUUUAUUGUUGAUAUAGGUGCUUGUGUUAUAAAAAGUGAUUCAAAUACCAACGAUCUAUGCAAUCUUGUUAAGUUGAUUGAACAUGGAGAACCAUCUUAUAAAACUGUUUUGGUUGAUAAACUCGAAGAAGGUUAUACAUGGAUAUAUAAAGUGGGUAAGAAUGGAGACCCUCAGAACCCAACAUCCUCUAGAACUUGGCUCAAAUUUGACUUUUCUAAAGAAUUGCCAUUGCUUAUCUUGUCGCAUUUUGUUAGAUUUUUCACAAAUCCAUACACUGUUAACAGAUCACUUUUGAAUCUUUUGAAGUGCAUUACAUCUUUUAAUCAUGGAAAGAUUUUUGAUUUUGUUUUAAAUGAUACAUCUGGACCAACUGAAACAUUCUUUUAUGAAAUAUUCACUUUUCUAUGGGAAUCAUUAGAAGACUAUUCAUCGAAAUACUAUUGCGGAAGAGUGGUUGCUCCGAUAGUAACACCAACAUCCCAUAUUCUUUAUUUAUUUCGUUCAUAUGAUAAAGUUAUUGCAGAUAACUUGGAGGAGUGGUACAAACAAGGCGCAAAGAAUCCUAUAAAGUUGGAAACUUUAGCUCUAAAUAUGGAGCUUUUCAAAGGAUUUGUCAUAGAUUUGUACUCCAUUCAUAAGACAAGAAAUCUUGAACAUCGUGUUUUCCAAAAGCUUGAAACUUCAAAGUCUCAUGAAAUUAGCUAGCAUUAUGUAGAUAUUUAUAUUACAAUUAACAAGGAUAUC